GCACUUUUGCUUGUCCCCAAUUUCCCAGGCCGGGCAGGAUGAGCGGGAAUUUCCAAACAGAGAGGGAAAUAUUGGAAAUGUUUAUCGAAUCUUUUUGAAAAAUGAUGGGGUGUGUUCAGGCAAAAGUACAAGAAAUAUAAAAGGGCUAGUGUUACACUGAUAAUCUAUAGGAGUGGUUAAGUUUUUCGUUUGGUAUGUCUCGACUAACGCCACAAAGCAACGAAGAUGACAGUGAAUACAUUUUGGUGGCAAAACUCGAUAACGCUAGAAAUAUGACUACUCUACUCAAAGCGGUGCACUUUAAAGAGAGUGCCACCUGUUUUGUCAGUUCCAAUGGUAUUAAAGUGACUGUUGAAGAUGCCAAGUGUCUGCAAGCCAAUGCCUUCAUCCAGUCCGACAUAUUCCAGGAGUACAUCUUCAAGGAAGAAAGUGCAACUUUUCGAGUCAACUUGAAUGUGCUUUUGGAGUGCUUGAACAUCUUUGGUUUAUCUAAAGACUCUAGUUCUACCACAGCUUUGAAAAUGUGCUAUAAGGGUUAUGGAAACCCUUUGAUUUUGAUGCUAGAGGAGGGUGGAGUUCUGACAGACUGCAGUAUCCAAACCCAGGAACCAGAUGAAACUCUUGACUUUGACUUCAGUAGUUCUAAUGUCCUAAACAAAAUUAUAAUGAAGUCUGAGUGUUUGAGAGAAGCAUUCAAUGAGUUGGAUAUGACCAGUGAAGUUUUACAGAUACUAAUGUCUCCUGACAGCCCAUAUUUUAGACUCUCCACAUUUGGGCAUGCUGGCAGUACUCAUUCAGACUUCCCAAAGGAAUCAGACAUGGUGGAGUCCUUUGAGUGUGAACAAACCCAGACCAACAGGUACAAGAUUUUUGUGACCAUUUUUCCCAGGUACAAGAUAAAUUUGCUCAAGCCUUCAACCAAGGCUCUCCAGCUGUCAGCCAAAAUUUCAAUCCGAAUGGACGAGAGAGGCUUCCUAUCGCUUCAGUACAUGAUCAUCAACGAGGAAGCCCAGAUCUGUUUUGUUGAGUACCUGUGUGCUCCUGAUGAAGAAGUUGAUGAGGAAGAAAUGGACGAUGACAGAUAGUUAUGAAUAUAAUGUAAUUAUUUAUUGUAUAUUACUUGUACUAGCUAAUACAGAAAAUAAUCAAAAGGUUAGAUGUAAUAUUUUUUUAAAAGGUUCAUUCAAAAAUACUGAUGUGAUACAAUGUGCAAAGGAUGUAUGUUAUAUUAAAAUACAAUUGAAUAUCUCCAAUAAAUGAAAAACAUUUCUUGCA
This is a messenger RNA of Nematostella vectensis (starlet sea anemone), 1275 nucleotides long. RefSeq names its product cell cycle checkpoint protein RAD1. NCBI's taxonomy places the organism in Eukaryota, Metazoa, Cnidaria, Anthozoa, Actiniaria, Edwardsiidae. Gene Ontology annotation, cellular component: nucleus; checkpoint clamp complex. Gene Ontology annotation, molecular function: 3'-5' exonuclease activity. The transcript has 8 exons. Bases 195 to 1085 code for a protein of 296 amino acids. Gene Ontology annotation, biological process: DNA repair; DNA damage checkpoint signaling. The record is from RefSeq and is a predicted model, not a curated record.